Pecten maximus is the source of this 3422-nucleotide messenger RNA. Its product is annotated as mucin-5AC-like. The coding region runs from base 321 to 2843 and encodes 840 amino acids. The transcript has 5 exons. The record is from RefSeq and is a predicted model, not a curated record. Lineage: Eukaryota; Metazoa; Mollusca; Bivalvia; Pectinida; Pectinidae. Gene Ontology annotation, molecular function: zinc ion binding.
UGUUGACCGAGCAAACCACGGGUGAAUUAUUUCCUGCAUCGGCAAUCGAUAACAGAAAGAGGUCUGAUGAAGAGGUGUAUAGCACCAUAUACAAAAUAACAAUGAUUAUUUGUUAUCGGUUUUGUAUUAUUCCUGUAAAUCACGGUGCCAAGUAUGUACGUUCCAAAUUUGACGAUGUAUGACUGAUUCAAAGUUACCAAAGAUGAAAUUCAAAAUAUUUUGUUUACCUGGGUAUUUGUUGAUUUACUGCGAUCCGCACAAUAGUUUUGUGAGUGCACUGGAAUAAUUAACGAGCAGAAUUAUAAGUUCAAGCAAUAAACAUGGAAGGGGAGCUAACCUGUGGAAUUUGUUUGGAAUUUUUUGACAAUCCACUUAUGUUACCAUGCAGUCAUAAUUUCUGCAAGAAAUGUCUCGAAGGAAUUAUCAAUGCUAAACAAAACUAUCGUGUGAGACGUCCACCUGGAGUCAACAUUGACUGUCCUCUCUGUCAGAGACAUUUGUCCUUGGACAAUGGACUGGAUGGAUUACCAGGAAACCUUACACUUGAGAACAUCAUCUCGCAUUACAAAUCAAAAGGAGCUGUGCCCUACAGCGAAGCGUCAUGGAACUCGGAUUUGGAUAUAACAGAAGUUAUAUGCAAAAUGCAUAAUCAUCCAAUGACCUUUUAUUGCAUGACCUGUGAUUUCGCUGUGUGUAAAGAAUGCACCUGUUGCAUUGAGAAGGGCUCAAAGACAUCUCAUCGCUGUGCCCAAAUUAAGGAACAUGCUUCAUACCUCCAGGCCACCAUUUCAAGUAAGCUGACAGAAGUGAAGAAGAAGGUGAUUCCCCUCAAUGAUCGGAUACAGCUACUGGAGGACAUCAUCCGGGGAAUUGAUGAGAACCAGAAGAAGGUGGAGAAACAACUCGACCUGGAGAUUGCCUCCCUUAUCUCCCUUCUGAACAGUCGCCAAGAGGAGCUCACCCGUCUCCUAGGUAACGACAUCCAGGACAUCCGUCGACCUGUUGAAGACCACCUGCGACGGUACAAGAACCUCCAGACAACCAUACAGGAACAUUUCAAAAAGCUUAGCAUGGUGAAGGGUACCAAGGACCUAAGUCUCAGGAUUAAGCUGAUGCAGGACUCGGAGAAGCAAUUAAACAGUCUGCUGUGUUUUGACCUGGCCUGGUUUUCCUCCAAUGACAUGCCAGCUGUUGACAUGCCUUCCUGGUCACUACAGAAACAUAAAAUUGAGCACAGCAUUUCAUACCUUACAUGGCUAAAAACAGGAGGAGAUGGUACCAAACCAUUGAGACCCCUUAUCCCGUUGCAAAUGCCAGUGCUAAGCCAAUCAGAACCUGUAUCAAUGGGGUUCUCCAGUCGUGGGAGCAGUGCAGAGAGAGACUUGCCAGAACUGACCAAAACACCAAUAGUUUCUGGAUUUGAUACGGGCUUUAAAGUGGCCACAGGUUCACAAAAUGCUGCCAAGAGAUUCCCACCAGAAAUGGCCAAAAUACCUGUCGCACAAGGAUUGGAAUCAUUCUUUAAACAAUCAAGCGAGUCCUCCUUCUAUUUGCCUCAGUGUAGUUCUAGUUCAAAGACUGACACUUCCAGUGCCAGUAUGUCAUUCAGUGUACCAAAAUCUAGACGUUCUGACAGCAGUGUGGAUGUAUCUUUCCCAGCAGGAGGAGGCACAAAACUGUUCAGUUGGUCUGUGUCAGGGAAUGGAGGUCCUACCACUGUAGUUAGAGCUCCAACCAGUGUCACCAUGACAACACAGAGGCCUGUAUCUACUACACAAACAGCUCUGCCUGAGAAGCCGAUGAGUGCAAGUUCUUAUAAAUUUGAGAGUGUCAAUGAUCCAAGUAGUGCUGCAUCAGCUGCAUCUGGGGCCAGACCAGGGGAGAGCACUAGAAAGUACCCUACAUUAACUACAUCAGAUUUUAUACCAAAGAAAUCAUUGUCAGGCAAAUCAAAUAUAACAAUGUCUGCCUCACAGGAACAGCCUAUGGAGGUAGUGCCAGAAUCCUCCUGUUCCAAGGCUAGCAGUAUAUCUGUGUCGGUCAACAGUGAUGCUCCAAGCAGUGUGGCUACAGUUACUUCUGGACUGGACAAACUUUCCUUGUCAGAUGCACAGACAUUUCAACCCUCAGUCCCUAUUAUUUCUCCUUCCAUCAACUCAAACACACCUUUUGAAGUUAAAUUUCCAGUUUUUCCAGGAAUUUCAAAUCCUUCAAAUUCCAGUUCAGGAAGUGUGUCAAGUGGAGCUAUUUCAUUCAGGGUCUCUCUUGGUCAGAGCUUGCCACCGUAUUCUUCAUCAACUGUCAGCACAGCAGAACAGCCAGCAAGCCAGACUCAUUCAUCCAACAUCAACUUCAAUACAAAGCCAAAUAUUCCAGUUAAGGGAGAUAAUUCAUCGAGAACAACAGCGUGUGGAACAUCUGGAUCAGAUCCUCCUAGUGUGACAACUUUGACAUUUGGCGUGAAACCCAAGACCACAAGUGGUUUUAUUUUUCCUGGCAACCAAAAUACGUUCAGGCCUGUGGUUAGUGCUACCACGACAACCACUUCGAUCACCCCUGUGACUGCUGUUUCAGCUACAGUUGAUAUAACAACACCAGUGUCCAGGUCCACCGACGCGUCACACCAGAUGACCAGAAGAUCUAGUGCUCCAGUCCUGUCCACGGCCACGGGAUGUCAUGAGGAAGAAACUAGGUCAGCUACUGAAGGGGGAGCUACAAACUUUGGAGAUGGUCUGCCAAAACUUUCUUCCAGGGAUUUUUCACCUUCAAGGACAGGAUCUCCUCCAAGAUCUGCUACCUACCGACGUACCAUCAAACCUAAGAGCAAGAUACCUCGAAAAUGAUAUCAUUGACUGAUGUAUUGUCAGGCCUAAGAGCAAGAUACCUCAGAAAUGACAAUUUGAUAUAUAACUAGUGUCUAAAUGACAAUUUGUACAAUGUAGUUUUUUAAUUUAUUGUUAAAACUGAACAAAAGCCUUAUGACUAUCUAUAAAAUCUAAAAAGAAAAUGUAUUGAUAUAAAUAGAGCUUUGUAGACUGAAUUUUAUAACAGUAAAAAUAACCACAAUCAGCUGUUAAAAUGCGACUUGAAUAUGUUAAAAUAUGCAAUUUACUGAGCUCUUUUAACACAAAUUAAAUUUUGAUAUAUUAUAAUGAUGUUUUUUCAUUAAAUUCAAAGAUAUACUUUGCCAUUAUAUGAAAUUAACUGCACUUUACAUCCAUCCAUCCAUUACAGUAGGGUUUCAUUUUGUAAAAUAAUGUGCAAAAAAAGAUAUCUGGACUUGAAGUUGUCAAAAUAGAUAUAUUUGCUUUAUGUAUUUGUCUUCAAAAAAUUUGGAUUUAAUUCAACAUUAUCAUAAAAAUGACAUCUAUAUAUAAUUGUAUGUCAUUUUUAUGUACGAAUAUAUAUAUUUAUUACAUUUU